This is a messenger RNA of Helobdella robusta, 348 nucleotides long. RefSeq lists its product as hypothetical. Gene Ontology annotation, molecular function: glutathione disulfide oxidoreductase activity. The record is from RefSeq and is a predicted model, not a curated record. Gene Ontology annotation, biological process: cellular response to oxidative stress. The transcript has 2 exons. Lineage: Eukaryota; Metazoa; Annelida; Clitellata; Rhynchobdellida; Glossiphoniidae. The coding region runs from base 1 to 348 and encodes 115 amino acids. Gene Ontology annotation, cellular component: cytoplasm.
AUGAAGGAUGAUGUGAAAUCAGAUGAAUAUGUGUUCAUCCAACAACAACUAAAAGCCAAUCCAGUAGUUGUUUUUUCAAAAACCACAUGCGGAUACUGCUCAAUGGUAGAAGAUGUUUUUUCAAGAAUUAAACUAUCUUAUAACCGCAUCGACAUUGAUGAAAGACCAGAUUGCGACAAGUUGCAAGAACUUUUUGGAAAAAUGACUGGUGCAAAAACGGUCCCCAGAGUGUUUGUUGGAGGCAAAUGCAUCGGUGGAGGUACAGACACCUACACACUGCACAAUGAAGGAAAGUUACUUCCGCUAUUGGAAAAGGCUGGCGCUCAUUUCUAUAAAAAGGAUGAUUAA